This is a messenger RNA of Clunio marinus, 309 nucleotides long. NCBI's taxonomy places the organism in Eukaryota, Metazoa, Arthropoda, Insecta, Diptera, Chironomidae. The record is from the annotation of a GenBank genome assembly.
AUGUCAGUCGGCAAGCUUAUGAUUAGGUCACAUCUUCAUCCAUCAGUUUAUCUUAUGAGUCGCCUAUUAUCAACAACACAACAAACGUUUAGAAUGUUGAUCUUUAUAAAUUAUCGCAAAAAUUCUUUACAUCGGACAGUGUCAGUGCCCAAUUACAAUUGGGAUUACGAUUUGCUUGCUGUUAUUAAUAAAUUUAAGAAACAAAAAAAAAGAUUUCUUUUAAACGAUGAUGACUUCAUGUCCAUGAAUGUGGGAAUUGAAAUGACUGCAAGAAUUUGUCUUUAUUACGUAAGGUGGGAAAAUGCUUGA